Folsomia candida is the source of this 2203-nucleotide messenger RNA. RefSeq names its product cilia- and flagella-associated protein 20. The record is from RefSeq and is a predicted model, not a curated record. The coding region runs from base 281 to 880 and encodes 199 amino acids. Gene Ontology annotation, biological process: cilium assembly; regulation of cilium beat frequency involved in ciliary motility; positive regulation of cell motility. Gene Ontology annotation, cellular component: ciliary basal body; motile cilium. The transcript is spliced from 5 exons. NCBI's taxonomy places the organism in Eukaryota, Metazoa, Arthropoda, Collembola, Entomobryomorpha, Isotomidae.
UUUAAAAAAUUAAAAAUGCUCCGUAUUGCCUACCUCAGCGCCAAGCCUUGCAUGAAAAAUAUAAAAUUCUGAUGCCUUUCACAUUUUUUCAUGAAUUUCCAGUGGAUCUGUUCCGUUGCCUAGUCAAUUCAAUUGAGGACACGAAAAAUUGAAAGUCAAUUCAACUCAAAAGUUUGUAGUUUUUGACUUUCGUUGGUGUCUGUGCACAGAAUCGAAUCAACUAUACGGCACAAAGGAACAAAAAGGAUUCGUAUAAGGUGUCAUUCCUGACAACUGUGCAAUGUUUCGAAAUACUUACCAGUCCGGAUUUCUCUCCGUAUUUUACGCAAUCGGGUGCAAACCUUUGAGCAUUUGGUGCUCCAAGGUUAUAAACGGUCACAUCAAACGCAUUACGGAUCCUUGCAUUCGCUCAGUGACGCUGGAAAUUGUUGGGAACAAUGUUACAACGACGUACAUCUCCACACCAAUUUGUCCUUGGAAAAGUCUCGGAAUUCGCCUUCCAUUUCUGGUUCUCAUCGUCAAGAAUUUGAAACGAUACUUUACAUUCGAGGUGGAGGUUUUGGAUGACAAGAACUUUCGGCGUCGCUUCCGGUCAAGCAACUUUCAGUCAUGCACUCGAAUCCGUCCCUUCAACUGCACCAUGCCUUUGCGCCUUGAUGAUGGAUGGAAUCAAGUACAAGUGAACCUGGCAGAUUUUACCCGUCGUGCAUAUGGAACCAGUUUCGUUGAAGCAACCCGUAUUCAAAUCCAUGCAAACUGUCGAUUGCGUCGUGUCUACUUUUGCGAGCGGUUGUACGGAGACGAGGAGCUUCCUGAUGACUUCAAAGUCUUUGUCCUCAACGCAACCGGAGUCAAGCCAGAAGAUGUGGAACAUAUGUAACGACCGUGUCUGUUCUAAAAAAACUAUUUUGAAUCCGACCUAACAAAAAAUGGGAAGAUAAAUUUUCUUCUGUCCUCUCUGAAUUUUAUAAACUAUUAGAAUUUUUAUUGAUGCUCACGAAAGUUUGAGGUAAAUAAACUAACCUCGGGAUAUAUGUAAAAAAAAUGGAUCAUUUAUUCGUAAUGAUUUAAUCGGUUGUAAUAGUUAUCGCAUGAUAAUCCCAGGAUAAAAAGGUUGUAAACUUUAAAUUCACUUUAUUACUUCAGUAAACUUUUGCAGACAAAGAUGGGUUACAAUAUAAAAAACCAUUAGUAAUCAUUAAAAUCUGUAAUUCUUAUUGCAAGUAGGUAGUCCAAAAAUAACUUUUUGUUAAAGAUUUUUGCAUGGAACAAAACUCCAUACAGAUUCCAUGAGUUUGGUGGGUAAUGAAUGAGAGCAAAGGGUUGGAUUCAUUUUAACACUGUCAGUGUGGCCGAGUGGUCUAAGGCGCCAGACUCAAGAAAAAUCUUGCCAUACACAGUAUGGUCUUGUAGAAUUCUGGUCCUCACUGAGGGCGCGAGUUCGAAUCUCGCCGCUGACAAAAUUUUUUGCUACCAAGAUUUUGCAUGCAAAUUGCAAUGCAAUAAUUCAUUUAAGCAGCAAUCCACUGAACCAUUUUUGCAUGCAAUUUACGGAGAAGAUUUUCAUGAAGAUUUUCAUGAUGGAUGAAGCCAAACACAUGAAUGGCUUGGGUCAUGAUGUGUUGAUCUUGCAAAAAAUCUAGAACGAAUAAGCCUGGCGUACUAAUUGUAUGUGCAUUCUUAUGAAUCUAUUUAGCCUUAAAUAAAGAUAAAAUUAACCACUUUGAAAAGCUGAAUAAAAUAUAUUGUUUGAAAAUUGUGGAAUAUGUGGAAUAUGAUGUGGAUAUACCGACGUAACAAAAAUUUUUGAACACAGAACGGACUGCUAUCCUAUUAGGCGUGUCACCUAAUUUGCAUAAAUCUCACUGUGGCCAUUUUUACGGACUUUCCACGUUAAAUAAACUACGAAUUCGUCAAAAUAUGCAAUUAGGUGAUUAGCACAAAUAAUUUGGCUAUAUUCAUCUAGCUAUUGGUUUCAUCCAUCAUGAAAAUCUUCUCCGUAAAUUGCAUGCAAAAAUGGUUCAGUGGAUUGCUGCUUAAAUGAAUUAUUGCAUUGCAAUUUGCAUGCAAAAUCUUGGUAGCAAAAAAUUUUGUCAGCGGCGAGAUUCGAACUCGCGCCCUCAGUGAGGACCAGAAUUCUACAAGACCAUACUGUGUAUGGCAAGAUUUUUCUUGAGUCUGGCGCCUUAGACCACUCGGCCAC